CUUCCCCUAAAAGUCAGAGUGAGCAUGGAUAAAAUGAGCGCAAGUUUUGCUGAACUAGUCAUGCAUCCUGACUUUAUUCUGGCGCAAUUAAAGUUUAGUCUUAAACAUAGAUGCCCCCAUACCCUCCCCAAGAGUGAUGUCAGAUGUAGGAUUUGGUCAGAGGGGGGGGGAUCUAAAGAGUGCAUAACCAUGGAAAGGGGCUUGAACGCUCAAGAAUCUUGUCUUUCUGUUUGCCCCCUCAAUCGAGCGACACAAAGGCUGAAUUACUCAUUCAAACCUCGCGGGACAAAGGGAAAGGAGCUGGAUAGCACUCCUGCAUUUGUAGUCAAACAUUUAGAGACUUAAAUCGAGUCGUCAUGAAGGAGAAAGAGUCGGACAAAGCCCAUAGAAUUGCCAUCAGCAAACAUUUUCCUGUGUCAUAUUAUGGGGUCUCCAUGGCUCCCUCUGGCCCGCGGACAAUAGCACAAGUUUGCACACUCGAAUACUGUCACCCUGCCAACGGUAACAAGGGCCCAAAACAGGACAAUCCCCCAGAGAAAGCAUUGGGCUCCGCGGGGAAGGUUGCAAUGGAGGAGGAAAGGGGGACUUGUGAAAUGCUAAUUGAGCUUCAUCCCCUUACUGGAGUACCUAUCGUUCCAUUGAACCGCAGCAGCAGUGGAAUGAGACGUGAGGAAGCUGUUUGCCUGGGAGAACUCCAGAGGUCAUGCUCACGGACGGUGGCGGAGAAAGUUAGCGAAGAGUGCCAGCUGGCCUGCCACUGUAGGAGAUACCCUCCCCUUCCUCCUCCGCCGCCUCCGCCGCCUCCCCCGCGGCUACUGGACGUCACAGUGGCAGUGACCGAGGUGCCCUUGCUGAGGCCAUGGUGGAUGGAGAUGGACGUUGUAGUCCUGGGAACGGUGGGCUGUGCAUCCGCUGUCUUCCUGCUCUCAGCCAUCAUCAUCUGCUACAAGGCCAUCAAGAGGAAACCACUACGAAAAGAAGAGAACGGGACAAGUCGUGGGGAAUAUGCCAUGAGCAUCCGUAACAAGAAGGCCAUAGGUACGAACAACACUGUGGUAUAGACUGUCUCCUGGUGGACACAGGAAGUGACAUCACCAUUCCCGUCUCUCACUGUAACCCCCAAACUCAACAGUCCCUUCUCACCCAGAAUGCAGCAGGGUUUUACCCAAGGUUUUCAAAUAGGAAAACCCUCCCUCUUUGCUUGGCAUGUUGCCUGGACUGAAGACACCAUUUAGCUCAAGAAGAGCUGCAAAAGAUGGAAGGUAAAAAAAAAAGGAAGCUAAAAAGGAACGGAGAGAGAGAUCCACAAACCCCCAUGGUGUCAAAAGUGGCGCAGCAGGCUGAACAUUAUGCUUUUAGUAACAGCAAGUGUUGCUGACAGGCUGGUUGGCUGCUGGCUGGAGAGGGACCGUCUGCCAGUCUGCCGCAGAUCCAGACCUCACACACUGUUGACAUCUGCAAUGGAACAACAAACAACACAGCAGACAGGACAAGCCCAUGACACAAAAUAAAUAACGUGCAUGCAGUUUUUACAGAGAAUGCAACAUUUUUUUAUACUCCAAUCCCCACUCUGUCCGUCUUUUGUUCCGCAUUUUGGAGACAGAUGCUUUGUGAGAGGCAUGAUGUUCCUGUCGGCUCUGAGAUGUGGAUUCAUCUGACUAUGCAAUUUAAAGAAAUCCAUUAAAAAAAAUAAAAAAAAGGAGAAGGAGCAACGACAUCAACAUGGGACAUUCUGGUUAUUUUACCAUGGCAAAAAUGCCACUGAAGACUUAGGCUCUGUGUAAUAUACUUCAGUCAUUCAUUGAAUUAUUUGCUCAAUUUAUUUACUAAUUUAUCUACCUUUGAAUUUAUUUUUCUACUCAAAAGAAAAAAAACUGUCUUGUAAGUUACUCCCAUCUUUACGAUUUCUCAAUAGCUAUGUUUUUUAAGUGAAUAAUUUAUAAAUUGUAUAAUCCAUUUGUGAUGCUCCGAUGCUUUAAGGCUGCUGUCAGUUUGUUGAGACACCAAUGCAGAAAACAACGCUCCAGUUUCGGUAUUGUUUUGUCUCUGUUUUGUGUUUGAUAUCGCUUUUCUCUGUUUCCCUGAGACUUCUGCUAAAAAGUGGUCUGUAUGAUAUGCUAUGUGAAUGUGUUUUUUUUCCAAACAUUACUAAUGUGCUGCAUCAUAUUCCAGUCCCUGUUUUUAAUUUGCUAUCUUCAGUCAAGCCGCCGUCCCCCCCUACAAGUUAAACCUGCUAUAUCAACUCUUUUGGUUCAAUCUAGUCUUGGGGUCAGUUAGAUGCCUUCAGUAAUGAUUUGGUUGGAUUUGACAUUCUUAAUUUUCCUAUCCGUCAAGGGGGGGGGCGUCUUAGCCCAUCGCUAUAGGAACUGGGGACACGAGCCCAGGCUUGACCUUGUGAGUGGUGAGAGACAGGAGACUUAGCCAACAGCCAGAGAUCAGGUUGCACGGGGGAAAGCCUCAGCAGGGAUGUGUGUGUUACUCUGUGGCGUCCACAAACAUCCCCACUGGAAAAACACAGCCGAGCUGAACUGGAGCAUCACUCAACGCUGCUCUGCUUUUAUACAUUAAAGCUCUAUGUGUCCGUGCAUGAGUGCAUUUGUGUGUGUGUGUGAGAGAGAGAGAGAGAGAGAGAGAGGGGGUGUGUGUCUGUCUGUCUGCGAGUAUGCAUGCAGAUGAGUGUACUCAGUGAGAGUGGGCUGUACUCUAUGGCUGUCAGUAAAGUAUAGUAUAUUGGCUAAACUGUGGAAAUUUGAGAAAAACACAUGCUUGCAUCGAGACAUGCAAAGAUAUUAGCGAACAGUAUACCCCACCAUGUACCAUGUGAGCGAAAUGAAGGAUGCAUGAAUGUAAAUAUUGAUAUUUAAAUAUCUGCCUUCUGGACUGUUAAUUAAUGUACAGUGUAACAGAACAUAUGUUUAUACAUAGUAAAACUUAAACAAUGUGCUACCAUUUAGAAUUAUGUCAAUGUUGUCAUGUUUAUGGAGCAAGCCAUUAAUGUAUAUAUGGCAAUCUAUAGUACAUACACAAUUUAUGCAUUAUACCAAACAGAAAGAUGUGCAUAAGUUGAUUUAAUUGCUGAGUUUUUCCAGUUGUAAAUAAAACUGUACAUAACAACAGA
Gasterosteus aculeatus aculeatus (three-spined stickleback) is the source of this 3118-nucleotide messenger RNA. RefSeq names its product proline rich membrane anchor 1 (gene prima1). The record is from RefSeq and is a predicted model, not a curated record. Lineage: Eukaryota; Metazoa; Chordata; Actinopteri; Perciformes; Gasterosteidae.